AUGCAGGUGUCCAUGGCGCUCGCCGCCGCCCCGGUGUUCCCGGCCGGCUCGCUGACGCUGCCGCUGCAGCGCUCGGGGAUCGCGAUCACGACGAGGGACCGGUUCGACGGGGCCGUGCCGGUGCCGCCGCCGCUCGUGGUGAGGCAUGGCGGCGGCGCGAAGCAGAAGGCCGUGGUCGUGAUGGGCGCCACUGGGACGGGCAAGUCGCGCCUCGCCGUCGACCUCGCUCUGCGGUUCGGCGGCGAGGUGAUCAACUCCGACAAGAUGCAGCUGUACGCCGGGUUGGAUGUGGUCACUAAUAAGGUGACCGCCGAUGAGUGCGCCGGCGUGCCGCACCAUUUGAUCGGGGUGGCGCACCCGGAUGAGGAGUUCACGGCCGCGGACUUCCGCCGUGAGGCCGCGCGCGCCGCGGCGGGGGCUGCCGAGAGGGGGCGGGUGCCGAUCAUCGCCGGUGGGUCGAACUCGUAUGUUGAGGAGCUCGUCGACGGCGAUCGCCGCGCGUUCCGGGAGCGGUACGAGUGCUGCUUCCUUUGGGUCGACGUGCAGCUCCCGGUGCUGCACGACUUCGUCGCUCGCCGCGUCGACGAGAUGUGCCGGCGCGGGCUCGUCGAGGAGGUGGCCGCGGCGUUCGACCCGCGCCGCACCGACUACUCCAGGGGCAUAUGGCGCGCCAUCGGCGUCCCCGAGCUCGACGCGUACCUCCGGUCGCGCGCCAACGCCGCCGCCGCCGCCGACAACGAGGAGCGGGCGCGCAUGCUCGCGGCGGCCGUCGGCGAGAUCAAGUCGAACACUUACCGCCUCGCGUGCCGGCAGCGCGGCAAGAUCCAGAGGCUAGCGCGCAUGUGGCGCGUCCGCCGCGUCGACGCCACUGAGGUGUUCCAGAAGCGCGGGGCCGCCGCUGACGAGGCGUGGGAGCGGCUCGUCGCCGCGCCCUGCAUCGACGCCGUCCGAUCAUUCCUCUUCGAGGACCAAGAAUGCAGCAGCAUCGCCGCCGGUAAAUCUCCCCUCUUCGCCUCCGGCAGCACCACUUCAAGAAGCGCCUCCGUCUUCGCCUCCACGGCCGGCGCCGCAGUGGCGGCCGGAGUCAUCUAAGAAGCGCGAGCACGCACCCUGUCCAACAUACACACACAUGCCCAAACACCGAGCAUGAGCACGCAAUGCCAUGCCACUCUCUGCACACUGCCAAUCGCCAUUGGCGAUGAUUCAGAGCUCGUCAGCUCAAACCGACAAAGUAUGAUGCAUGCUCACGCUGCUGCUGCGGUCAAACCCUCAAUGACUCGCAGUCUGCAGAGCAAGAUUGUUCAUAGGGUAAGGUCUACAAUUUACGCGGAGAGUUAACAUAUUUUCGAGCGUAAAUUUUGGUACUUCUAUGGAGGUAACAAAAUUUUACGCUAAAAAUCUGAUACCUCUAGUUACUUUCUCAAGAACCGUAAAAUUUUUCUUUUGGGCUCUUUUGCUUUUUUUUUUGUGGGAUAGUUUGUGAGACGAGGAGAUACAACGCGAGAAUGUAACCUAUGAGUUUUGAGUUUUCAUUUUUGUUUCUCCUCUGCUUUGGGGAUUGUAACUGUAACAGUAUUCAGUAGGAGUAAGAGUAUUGACCUUGCUGUUGAUUGGGGGUGAUGUAAUAGCUUCUAUCCUUGUA
Molecule: messenger RNA, 1642 nt
Organism: Oryza brachyantha (malo sina)
Lineage: Eukaryota; Viridiplantae; Streptophyta; Magnoliopsida; Poales; Poaceae
Product: adenylate isopentenyltransferase 5, chloroplastic-like
Exons: 1
Coding region: 1-1092 (363 amino acids)
Biological process (GO): cytokinin biosynthetic process; tRNA modification
Cellular component (GO): mitochondrion
Molecular function (GO): tRNA dimethylallyltransferase activity
Source: RefSeq, a predicted model, not a curated record